AUGUCCUGGGUCCUUCCAAGUGCUCCAUUCAAACUAUGUGACCAUCCACGACGUGAACCACCCCCCGCCUACGACAGCGUGACGAUCAGACGGUUCAACCCAAGCGCGUGUGCUUGCAUUGCCACUGAUAACAACCACGGGCACUCCACCCUGCAAGACGGCUCGUGCCAGCUCGACAACUCGGCCGUGUCAGCGGCAAAGUUCAACGCCGACGAGUUUCAGUGUCACAGAGGCGACGACGGCUUCAGAGACGCGUUGGUGACUCUGCUGAGUGCCCAUUAUACGCAAUUCAACCAAGCGACCGAGCUGUGUACUGUCGUGAGUAUGAGCUACACAUACAAGCUGAAUCCACCAUGCACUGGCCGGGUCAAGUACAACAGCUCGGACUACGAGUGCAUCGGCAACGAAGAUUUCAAGGGCUAA
Molecule: messenger RNA, 423 nt
Organism: Aphanomyces astaci
Lineage: Eukaryota; Oomycota; Saprolegniomycetes; Saprolegniales; Verrucalvaceae
Exons: 3
Coding region: 1-423 (140 amino acids)
Source: RefSeq, a predicted model, not a curated record